UAAGGAAGAGGGCGAUGGUUAAUCGUAGGCCUACUCUGUGUCUUUGCCGAUCACACUUAACAUGCAUUUUUAAGGCUUACAUGGCAAUAUCUGUACAAUGAACGAAAACUACUUAGCAAUGACUGAAGGUGUGAAGGAAUUUUUGAUGGAGCUUGGACUGGAGCAAUAUUACGAAAUUUUUGUAACGAAAGGUUUUGACUGUGAGUCGGACGUGAAUAAUUUACAAGACGAUGACCUGGAUGCCAUGGAAAUUUCGGACCCGAACCAUCGGCAGUUGCUGUUGACAGCAGGCUAUCAUUACACUCCCAGUGAAGGCUACCAACUGUACACAUGGUUACGUCAACACCAUCUAGACUACUACCUUGUGAACUUUAUCCGGUCAGAUCUGACGGAUUUCACGGAGCUGGCCAACCUUCAGUUACCGGACCAGGAAUUGUAUGAUGAGCUAGAGAUAGUCCUUCCCGGACACCGGAAGCGACUGGAGAGAGCAGUUACACAGCUGAGAAAGAAACGGCGAUUGGAUGAUAGCUCACCGGAAGAGCCUCUUGUCGUGGGACGUUGGGGAAAGCCCAGUGCUCUCGUCGAUGCCAAAUAUGAUUUUCUGUGUGUUGAAGGCGUCAUUACCUCCACGAAACAUCCGCAAAAUGCCAAGAGGAUUGAUUUCAUGGUGGAUUCCGGAAGUGACGUCGUCACUUUAAGAGAAGAGGUGCUGGAGAGCCUCGACCUGGAGUUGUUAGGGACGGUGCGAAGUAAAGGUGUCCACGCCUCCCGGGAAAAACGCCUAUACAAGGCCAAGCUACUGAUAGGAAGCAGCCAGAUUGAAAUAGAAGUUAUGCCAGAGUCGUACGAUUCCCUUGGCAGCAGGGUGAUACGUCACUUCCGGCAUUUUAUUGACGGAAACCGACAUGUUUGGUUGCCUGGCAACUACAUAGAACCACCUUUAGUAAUGAACGUUGACUCUUCUCGUGGAGAGGGAAUAUCAACAACUGGCAGCUCAGUGUUAACGACUGAUUCAAUUCACUCGGAGGAUAUUCAAACUUCAUUAGCAAGCAUAGUGCAAUCGGCAGAUAUUCCAACCGCAUUAGCAAGUACAGUGCAAUCGCCAGAUAUUCCAACAACAUCAGCAAGCACAGUGCAUUCGGCAGAUAUUCAAACCACAUUAAAACGCACAGCGCAAUUGGCAGAUAUUCCGACCGCAUUACCAAACACAGUGCAAUCGGCAGUUAUUCCAACCGCAUUAUCAAACACAGUGCAUUCGGCAGAUAUUCCUACUACGUUAACAAGCACAGUGCAUUCGGCAGAUAUUUCUUCUACGUUAACAAGCAUAGUGCAUUCGGCAGAUAUUUCUACUACGUUAACAAAACCAUCGCACUCGGGAGAUGUUACCGUUACAUUAGUAGGAUCAGUGCUAUCGGAAAAAAUAUUGGCCAGAUCAAUUGCUGGUUCGAAGACUUUUGCCCAGUAUCAAAGUGAAGAAGUUAAAAAUUCCUCCGGUUCGCCAACUGAGACCAUCUCAUCUACACCCUCAUCUGUGUGUCUAUCAGAAUUCCUGCAACGCAUGCCCAGCUUUGGAUCAGCUGGGGACACUAUCGUUCAAACUGACAAACCUCGCGCUGACAUGAAUCAGCUACCAAUACCUCAGGAUGACAAUUCCCAACCAAAUAUCCACACAGAGGAGCCAUCUUGAGACCAGCGCCAGGUUUAAUUGUCUAUUGAUGAUUGCCAAUUUUAGCACACUGGUAUCUGAAUACAGGCAUGAACAAGCUAUACACGAUUUGUGAAAUCCCAAAGUGCUGUUAUAAUCGCGCUAUCACUGUUUCAUCCAGACAUACUGCCAAGCACUUCAGGUAGUCCACAGAGGUGCAUUGGCUUCCACUUGGGAAUGAAUAAACCAUAAUGACUUUAAUGUUAAGCCGUCAGUAUAUCCACCAUGUCCUGGCGAAUACCCUCGUCGGGCAAUCGUUCCAUUUCGUCAUUAUUUUUAUUACAUCGUUACAUGCUGUCGCUUUUAAUGUGAUAGCAUGUAGUUGUGUUAGAUAUCAUUUGUUUUACCAUUAAGUGCAAUUGAGGUGUGAUGAUCAUACGCUAACGU
This is a messenger RNA of Liolophura sinensis, 2092 nucleotides long. RefSeq lists its product as uncharacterized. Gene Ontology annotation, cellular component: cytosol. Gene Ontology annotation, molecular function: protein binding. The transcript is spliced from 5 exons. NCBI's taxonomy places the organism in Eukaryota, Metazoa, Mollusca, Polyplacophora, Chitonida, Chitonidae. The coding region runs from base 98 to 1687 and encodes 529 amino acids. The record is from RefSeq and is a predicted model, not a curated record.